GCUUGGUUAUUAUGUUAGCAGGCGCCAUUGCCGGUCAUGGACGUUCUCGCCGACAGGCUGUGAAUUGUACACCUAAAGAAAUCAAGCAGAUGACCAGCCUGGGUAUUAAUGUAGAAAAGAGUACAAUUGAUUGCAGCGCUGCCAGAACUGUGCCAGUUGCAGACAAACACAAAAGUUCGCGACACAAAGGGAAUCAUGAUAAUGCAAAGCAAAACGAUGGCCAUUGCAUUCCUACAAUGGUUAAUGGCAAAAUGGUGGACAUAAAUCCAUACGAAGGCCAAUAUUGUUGCAGUCCAAUAUGUGACAAAUAUAUUACGGGCGUAAAUUGUCCUUCGCCAGCAGUGGUCUCGUGCGAUUGAUUGUUGCUUCCUUGACUGAACGAUG
Messenger RNA from Exaiptasia diaphana, 384 nucleotides. RefSeq lists its product as uncharacterized. The transcript is spliced from 3 exons. The record is from RefSeq and is a predicted model, not a curated record. The coding region runs from base 12 to 359 and encodes 115 amino acids. NCBI's taxonomy places the organism in Eukaryota, Metazoa, Cnidaria, Anthozoa, Actiniaria, Aiptasiidae.